Molecule: messenger RNA, 1528 nt
Organism: Aspergillus eucalypticola CBS 122712
Lineage: Eukaryota; Fungi; Ascomycota; Eurotiomycetes; Eurotiales; Aspergillaceae
Product: alpha/beta hydrolase family protein
Exons: 1
Coding region: 1-1221 (406 amino acids)
Source: RefSeq, a predicted model, not a curated record
AUGCUUAUCAAUCAUUUUUUCAAGUCCAACGAGUCCUUUAGCUAUGAAGCGCUUCGAGCUGCCGGCUAUAGCAACUAUGGUGGGGCAGACCUCGGCGAAGUGAUAGCUCUCUGUUCUAAAAUCAGGCCCGGGAACGAAGAUGACUGGCUUCGCGAAUGGCAAGGCGCUGCAGAACGGGCAUUGUCUAAUGCUGAGGUCUCGAAGUCCGUGCAGAACAAAGAAAGUGCCUACCAUGGAUACCUCCGUGCAUCGAAUUAUUUCCGCACCGCUGAGUUCUUCCGUCGAGAAAAUGUGGACGAAGACAAAAUCUCUCAGUCAUUGUAUGAAAGAUCAGAGACUGCUUUCGUCGAGGCGAUGGGGCUGUCUACGUUUUCCUACGAGUCGAUCAGCAUCCCCUACGAAGGCACAUCAUUACCAGGGUAUUUUGUUAGUCCUGACAGCUCCAAGAAACCACGACGGACAAUCAUCUUCAACGGCGGUUUUGACUCGACCAUGAGUGAAGGGUGGUUUGCGAUUGGAGCGGCGGCUAUAGCAAGAGGUUAUAACUUCCUUGCCUUCGACGGGCCUGGGCAGGGUGCGGCUAUCCGGCGACAGCACCUACACUUUCGGCCCGACUGGGAGAACGUUCUCACCCCUGUUGUCGACUAUGCUGUGAGUCGCAUGGACAUUGAUGCAGAUGCAAUAGUCAUCUUUGGCUGGAGCAUGGGUGGGUACCUAGUGGCGCGAGGAGCUACGCAGGAGCAUCGGGCCCGAGCCAUCAUCCUGGAUGACGGCGUGUACGAUUUUGGUUCUGCAUUUCGGGCCCAACAGCCGUCCUUUAUUCAAAAGCUUGUUGAACUCAGAUACGAUUCUAUUGUCAACCCAAUAUUCCACUGUGUUCAAUACCUCUCGACGGGGAUCCGGUGGGCUCUGCGCAACGGGAAGUGGACUUUUGGCGUGGCAUCCCCGGCAGAGCUGAGUCGUGCAGUCAACAGAUACACUUUGGAGGGGAUCAGUCAACAUAUUGCCACACCGUGUCUGAUACUCGACGCAGAAAAUGAUCAUUUCCUGAGAGGCCAGCCAGAGGAGCUUCGGAAAAAUCUGAGCUGUGAGCACAAAUUUGUCAGUCUACGAACAGACGAAGGGGGAGACGCACAUUGUCACCAAGGAUCCUUCUUUCGAUUGCAUCAAGUUGUUUUCGAUUUCCUAGAAUCGCAGCUUAGUCCAGCUAAAGGGCUGUGAUUAUUUGUAAAAAUGUGGUGUUUUAGUUUCGCUGCUUUUCUAUAUUAUACUCAAAUGUACCUUGGCCUUGGCCUGCCCUUAUCAAUCGCUCUAGUAAGACCUUAUGCGUCUGUAAUCACGGAACCCAAUGAUCGAAUUAGCGAAUGGUCACGCCCUAUUGGCUUCUAACACCCUUUCCGCAUUGGUGGAAUUAACUGGAGUAUGUUAUUCUGACGCUAAAUUGAUCAUUUCCUAGUCAGGAGGAGGCAUUCGGGCUAUUCGGGCCAUUCGGUGUUGGUAGUACCCCAGAAUAGGUCGGUUAGCAGAG